This is a messenger RNA of Paramecium tetraurelia, 1479 nucleotides long. RefSeq lists its product as uncharacterized. Gene Ontology annotation, biological process: SRP-dependent cotranslational protein targeting to membrane, translocation; post-translational protein targeting to membrane, translocation. Gene Ontology annotation, cellular component: membrane; Sec61 translocon complex. The transcript is spliced from 5 exons. The record is from RefSeq and is a predicted model, not a curated record. Gene Ontology annotation, molecular function: transmembrane protein transporter activity; signal sequence receptor activity; ribosome binding. NCBI's taxonomy places the organism in Eukaryota, Ciliophora, Oligohymenophorea, Peniculida, Parameciidae.
AUGACAAAUAAAACCAAGAUCCUCAAUUAUAUGAGACCAGCCAUGGCCAUCAUCCCAGAUGUGGCUGAGCCUGAAAGAAGAAUCUUAUUUAAAUACAGAGCAUUAUGGACAGCCAUUGCAACUUUGCUAUAUCUGAUUUGCUCCCAAAUUCCACUCUAUGGUAUAUACAAAUCUUCUGCUGGUGAUCCAUUCUAUUGGAUGAGAGUCAUAUUAGCAUCUAAUAGAGGUACUUUGAUGGAAUUAGGUAUCUCACCUAUGGUCACUGCCUCAAUGAUUAUGUAACUCUUGGCAGGUGCCAAAUUGAUUGAUGUUGAUUAAAACGUAAAGGAAGACAAAUAACUGUAUUCAGGAGCACAAAAAUUGUUGGGAAUCCUCAUUGCUUUUGGAGAAGCCUUUGCUUAUGUUUGGUCAGGAAUGUAUGGAGAUUUAGACAAAUUGGGAGCAGGAAAUGCUAUCCUCAUCAUAAUCCAAUUAGUCUUCUCAGCAAUCGUAAUGAUCAUGAUCGAUGAAUUACUCUCUAAAGGAUAUGGAAUUGGAAAUUCAGGAACUUCCUUGUUCAUUGCUAUUAAUAUCUGUGAAAACAUCAUGUGGAAAGCAUUCUCCCCCAUCACUCAUAAAACCCAACUUGGACUUGAAUAUGAAGGAGCUGUCAUUGCCCUAUUGCAUGGACUCUUUAUUCAAAGCGACAAAAUUGGUGCCAUCCAAUCAGCCAUUUUAAGAGACUCUUUACCUAAUCUUACUAAUUUAUUGGCUACAGUCCUUGUAUUUUUGAUCGUCAUUUACUUCCAAGGAUUCAAAGUUGAUAUUCCCAUCAAAAAUAAUAAAGUCAGAGGAGGAUUAACUUCAUACCCCAUUAAGUUGUUUUAUACUUCAAAUAUCCCAAUCAUUUUGUAGACUGCACUUGUAUCAAAUCUUUAUUUCCUUUCUUAAAUCCUAUAUAGAAACUUCAAAGGAAACUUCUUAAUUCGUUUAUUAGGAUAUUGGUAAGAAUUAGAAAAUGGACAAACAGUCCCAGUUGGUGGUUUAGUCUACUAUGUAUCACCACCAAGAUCUAUUUCAGAAGCUAUUUUUGAUCCAAUUCAUACUAUUUUAUAUACUGCUUUCAUUCUUGGAACUUGUGCAGUCUUCUCCAAAACUUGGAUUGACGUCUCUGGAUCAUCACCAAAAGAUGUUGCUAAAUAAUUGAAAGAAUAAGACAUGUAGAUUGUUGGAUAUAGAGACUCAUCAAUGAAGGAAGUCUUAAAGAGAUACAUUCCAAUUGCUGCUUCUUUUGGUGGCAUGUGCAUUGGAGCUCUUACUAUCAUGGCUGAUUUUCUUGGGGCUAUUGGAUCAGGAACUGGUAUUUUGCUCUCGGUCACUAUCAUUUAUGGCUAUUUUGAAACGUUGAAAAAGGAAAAAGAAUAAGGUACAUUAGAGUUGUUUUGAUAUUAUAAAUUAUUGUUUUAAGUGCACCGCAAUUUAUAUACAAAACAUCAUAAA